GGGCCGGGGGCGGGGCCGGUUGUGAGGCCUCCUCCGCCCGGAGAGGCCUGCGCCGCCACUCGGCUAGGACUUAGGCGCAAAGCGGCGCUUUCCCGCCUCCGCUUGUUUGCGGUUGUGUCCAGACGCCAAGGCCGAGUGGGAUGCGGCUGACGCGGAGACGGCUGUGCUCGGUUUUCAUCGGCCUCUACUGCCUCUUCUCCCUCUACGCUGCUUACCACGUCUUCUUCGGAAGCCGCCGCCGGCCGCCUGCCGGGUCUCUGCGGCGGAAGGGGGCAGCCUCGGCGCGGGAGAGGCGCGGCCGAGAGCCAUCUACUUUGGGAAGUGAAGAAUGGAAUCCUUGGGAAGAUGAAGAAAACGAAGACGAGGGAUUUAAAGCUAGUCUUCAAGCAUUAAAUAAAUCCUUGAAAGGCAAACAAAACUUCCAUGUGCAGAUCUGGAGCAAAGCUGCCAUUGGUUUGUAUCUCUGGGAACAUAUAUUUGAAGGCUCACUUGAUCCCACUGACGUGGCUGCUCAGUGGAGAGAAGGAAAUUCAGUUGUAGGAAGAACACAUUACAGUUUCAUCACUGGCCCAGCUGUGGCUCCAGGAUACUUCUCCAUUGAUGUCGAUAAUGUGGUUCUUAUUUUAAAUGGAAGAGAGAAAGCAAAAGUCUUUUAUGCCACCCAGUGGUUACUUUAUGCACAAAAUUUAGUGCAGACUCAAAAGUUGCAGCAUCUUGCUGUUGUUUUACUUGGAAAUGAACAUUGUAAUAAUGAAUGGAUAAACCAAUUCCUGAAAAGAAAUGGAGGCUUUGUAGAGCUGCUUUUCAUAAUAUAUGACAGCCCCUGGAUUAAUAAUGUGGAUAUUUUUCAAUGGCCUUUAGGAGUAGCAACAUAUAGGAAUUUCCCUGUGGUGGAGACAAGCUGGUCAAUGUUGUAUAAUGAAAGGCCAUACUUAUGCAAUUUCUUAGGGACCAUUUAUGAAAAUUCAUCCAGACAAGCACUGAUGAAUAUUCUGAAACGAAGUGGGAAUGAUAAGCUGUGUUGGGUUUCACCAAGAGAACAGUGGCAACCUGAGGAAACAAACGAAAGCUUAAAGAAUUACCAAGACGCUUUGCUUCAGAGUGAUCUCACAUUGUGCCCCGCAGGUGUGAAUACAGAAUGCUAUAGAAUAUAUGAGGCUUGCUCCUAUGGCUCCAUCCCUGUAGUAGAAGAUGUCAUGACAGCUGGCAACUGUGGAAAUGCAUCUUUCUACCAUAAUGCUCCUCUGCAGUUACUCAAGUCUAUGGAUGCUCCCUUUAUAUUUAUUAACAACUGGAAGGAACUUCCUGCUAUUUUACAAAAAGAAAAAACUAUACUUUUACAGGAGAAGAUUCAAAGAAGGAAGACAUUACUUCAUUGGUACCAACAGUUCAAAACUGAACUAAAAAUGAAAUUUACUAACAUCUUAGAAGGCUCAUUUUUAAAGAACAAUAAAGAUUAACUGUUAAUUAUCUUUA
This is a messenger RNA of Erinaceus europaeus (western European hedgehog), 1476 nucleotides long. It is a transcript of the gene RXYLT1, whose product is annotated as ribitol xylosyltransferase 1. Gene Ontology annotation, biological process: protein O-linked glycosylation via mannose. The record is from RefSeq and is a predicted model, not a curated record. The transcript has 6 exons. Gene Ontology annotation, molecular function: ribitol beta-1,4-xylosyltransferase activity. Gene Ontology annotation, cellular component: Golgi apparatus. The coding region runs from base 141 to 1460 and encodes 439 amino acids. Lineage: Eukaryota; Metazoa; Chordata; Mammalia; Eulipotyphla; Erinaceidae.